Messenger RNA from Penaeus monodon (black tiger shrimp), 1119 nucleotides. RefSeq names its product proline-rich receptor-like protein kinase PERK14. The record is from RefSeq and is a predicted model, not a curated record. Bases 1 to 1119 code for a protein of 372 amino acids. NCBI's taxonomy places the organism in Eukaryota, Metazoa, Arthropoda, Malacostraca, Decapoda, Penaeidae. The transcript is spliced from 6 exons.
AUGGGAUGUCCUCAGUGGCAUUAUCCUGUUAUGACACGUGGAGCAUCAGCAGGACAGACGGGGAUCCGCUGGCAUCGGAAACAGGGAUCCCGGUAUCAUAGGAAGCAGAGCCAGCCCGAGCCAAACCAGAGCCGCCAGAGCCACCAGAGCCAGCCAGAAAGCCCCCCAGGCCAGCCAGAGCCAAGCCCCAAACCAGCCAAGCCCCAGCCAAGCCAGCCAGCCGACCGCCAAAGCCCAGACCCCACCAGGCCCCCAGCCCCAGAGCCCCCCAGAAACCCCAGCCCCAGAAAACCAAAACCAGAGCCCGCCGAAGCCGAGCCCCGGCCAGAAAAAAAAAAGAGCCAGCCAGAGCCCCCCCCCAAGCCCGCCAGAGCCAAACCGCCAAAACCGCCAAGCCAGCCGAGCCACCAGGCCCCCCAGAAACCCCCCCCAGACCACCAAGCCAGCCAAGGGCCGCCCGAGCCCGCCAGAAACCCGCCAAGCCAGCCAGCCCGAGCCAGCCAACCCCCAAGCCCCCAAAGGCCCCCAGAGCCCGCCAAAGCCCCCCCAAGCCAGCCAAACCACCAGCCCCAAAGCCCCCAGCGAAACCCGCCGAGCCCCCAAAACAUCCUGAGCUCAGCAGUCUCUGGUUAUGCUUGCUGUCUUUUCGCCAGUGACACCGUUGGCAGUCCAUAUAAAAUUGCGGGCCUAGCUACUGUCAUUCAAAUCGCUCCAGAAAUUUUAUUUACCUUCCAUCUCACAACCAACUCCAGGGACAUACGCACUGAAAACACUCAGUAUCACACUUUCCAUCAACAACGAAACCAAACCACAAGAGGCCAACUUCACAAAUCUGUAACAACACAAGACCAGAUCUCAGCACCGAAAUCCCUAAUCGGCAACCCAGCUCAUCGCCGAUUCGCCGCCAUGAUGUAUGACGCAAUAAGCAGAGCUCGAAUUCUGAUCAAUGAGGGUCUACAGUUUCUUCGUUCACAAAUCAUGCAGAUCUGGAGAGUGACAGAAGAUACCGGGCGAUUAACAAGUGCACCUGACUGGCAGGUGUUGGGGAGAACUAGAUCACAGGAAGACGCUGAUGCUGGUAUUCGGGAGAUAAACUUCAUGAUGCUGAAGAUAGUGUGA